Aureococcus anophagefferens is the source of this 417-nucleotide messenger RNA. RefSeq lists its product as hypothetical. Gene Ontology annotation, biological process: fatty acid biosynthetic process. The annotation marks the transcript as partial. Gene Ontology annotation, molecular function: fatty acid synthase activity. The transcript has a single exon. NCBI's taxonomy places the organism in Eukaryota, Pelagophyceae, Pelagomonadales, Pelagomonadaceae. The record is from RefSeq and is a predicted model, not a curated record.
UUGGAGGCCGCCGCUACGUCGUUGCACGAGCGUGCGUCCGCCGACGUCGGAGUCUACGUUGCGCUGCUUGGACAGCCCGUCGAACGAGCGGCGGCAAGCGAGCUCGAUCCCAAGGGAGCGCAGCAGAUAUCGGGCGCGUCGGGGCAAUUGUCCUUUUCGCUCGGCCUCACGGGUCCUUGCGUGACACUGGACACAGCCUGUUCGUCCUGGCUCGUCGCAGCGCACCUGGCCCGUGCCGCUGUGUUCCGAAGCGAGUGCUCUCUGGCGACGGCCGCCGGCGCCGGCAUCCUCGGAGCCGCGUGCAGUCGCUCGUUUUCCCUCCAGGGCAUGCUCUCGGAACGCGGUCGUUGCCACACCUACGACAGCCGGGCGGAUGGAUACUGCCGAGGUGAGGGGUGCGUUGUGGUCGUACUAUGA